ACAGAUAACUAAACUAUGCAGUCCUCCCAAAGGUCAGCUCUAUGUAUCAGCAGAGAAAGGCCUCCAAAACCCUUUAAAUAUCCUAACUCUGGGACUCACAGGCAGACUGACAGAGGAUGCCCAACUGUUAACAUCUACUUGUUCAUGUUGGGCAUUGUCUCAGUUCUCCUCAGAUCUGAGCUGCUUCCAAUAAAGCUUUUCAACAACUCAUCUCUGACUCCAGAAACUCCAUCUUUGGUUGGUUCAACCAAUAAUCAAAUCUCUGCAACAGGCUAUGACAUCAAUAUUUUCUCUAAAUUGUGUAUUGGUUGUAUACACUAAAACACAGGUGUGGCGUUUGGAUUUAAAUUUCCCAAAAUGCCAGUUCUAUGUGCACAAAAAAAGUCAAAACAAUUAUAAAACUUUUGUGGGUUCUCCUAAAAAUGUUUUUGUGUGCACAAGCCCCAGGUCCGUUUUCAGAUGAAGGAUGCUGCACACAAAUAAUGUUUCAUCCUUUCUGUUCACAAAUACCAAACAGAGGAAGAACAAUAAACAAUAUCGGCAACAACAAAACUCAGUCUAGAAACAAGCCACUGCUAUGUGCACAUCUACAGGUAGUUUGCAGCCCAGAUUAAGAGUAACGUGUCAAUUAAGAAUAACUUCAUGAAUUAAACGGGAGACAUCGUAUCAGUUGCAGGGUGUAGCCCAGGGUAGGUAUGUGGAAAAUAACAGUCAACAACACUGAGGCAAGAGCAACAACAAUGCGCUGUAACUAGACUGACCCCAGGCGCCGUUACAACAUGCAAACUGAGGAAGUGGCCUCUGCAGAACACUCUGUUCUUCUCUCAGAUCCUUUAGUUUUGGUUCUGCUUCUUCCUCCACCCAUUUGCUUUCUCUCCUUAUGCCCCCAGGCUGCAACACCACCAUGUCACACUCAUGCCAUGAAAUACAGUGCACGUACACUCUGUCUCACACAAACGGCAGUCCAGUUGUUCAAUGACGCAAGCUCCGUUUAUAGGAUUAUACAGUUCUGUCUUUGCUCUUUAUUUGUGUAUCAAAGGCAUCUGUGGCCUGAUGAGUCACUACAGUAUGUUGACUCUGUUUAUAUUGCAGCAGUUCUGUUGUGCAGUGAAUCCCCCUCUGCCUCUCCUGCACAUGACCUGUAAUUCUCAGUAUGGACUGAUGACGUCAAUACUGCUUAAUCUCCCUCCCUCUCUGUCUAUCUCUCUCUCUCUCUCUCCCUCUUCAACCCUGAGCUCUUAUAUUCAGCGGUGAGCAGUGGCAAGUCAAAUUUCUGUGUUUACACAGUGACAACACAUGCCGCUCUCUCCUGUUGCAGUGAAAACAUUUUACAGCCUAUAGUCAGGAAGCUGUUCAUCAGCAGACAGUAACAUUAAGUAUCUGGUAAGGUGACAGUUGCGUCAAAUAGAGGAUUAAAAGGACAUUUUACUGAAGUGCAGGGAAAACUCAGCUGUGGCCAGUGAUGGACACGAUGGUGUGUCUGAUGGGUGGAGGAGCCUCUAGACUGUACAGCGCUGUGACCCUCAGCGGCAGCAGCAGAUCUUCUCUCCCUCUGCCUCCAUCACACCUGGACUCACAGUCAGCAGACACAAACCUGGAUCCAGACUUUUGCAAGAGGGGGUCCACUGUCUGUCCCCAUGAUCCUGCAGAGCUGCUACAACAGUGUAAGGAUGCCCUCAGAGAGAGCCCGCCUCGCUUCCACAGGAAGUUCAUUAACCUCUUCGUUGAAGACAGCACCCCCAGCAGCCCAAUUAGGAUGAUGCAGUGGAACGUUCUGGCCCAAGCUCUGGGUGAGGGACUUGACAGUUUUGUCCAGUGUCCACUGGAGGCACUCAGCUGGUCGCACAGGAAGUAUCUCAUCAUAGAGGAGAUCCUCACCUACCGACCUCAUAUCCUGUGUCUGCAGGAGGUCGACCACUAUUAUGACACCCUUCAGCCGGUUCUGGCCGGCCUGGGUUACAGCAGCAACUUCUGCCCCAAACCCUGGUCGCCGUGUUUGGACGUGGAGGGCAACAACGGCCCGGACGGCUGUGCGCUAUUCUUUGAUCAGUCACGGUUCGAGCUUGUGGACAGCAUCAGCAUACGGCUGUGUGCCAUGAGGAUUCCAACCAAUCAGGUUGCUGUAAUGACGAUGCUCCGUUGUCGGAUCACAGAAAAAUGUGUGUGCGUGGCCGUGACCCACCUGAAAGCCCGCGCUGGUUGGGACUGGCUCCGUAGCGCUCAGGGUUCCGACCUCCUGCGACACCUCCAGAACCUGGUCCAGAAACAUCCUGGUGCUCCCACUGGUGACCCCAGCUCUGACAUUCCUCUGCUCAUAUGUGGCGAUUUCAACGCAAUCCCAAACGAGGAGGUGUACCAGCGGUUUGUCACGUCCCCGCUCAGCUUGGACUCAGCCUAUAAGAAACUCAGCAAAGACGGUUUGACUGAACCAGAGUACACGACAUGGAAAAUUCGACCCACAGGGGAAUGUUGUACCACUCUGGACUAUAUCUGGUACAGUCAGGAAUUGCUGAGAGUGGACACUGUGUUGGACAUGCCCACUGAGGAACAGAUUGGACCAAACAGGCUUCCGUCCUUUAGCUAUCCAUCUGACCAUCUUUCUCUGGUGUGUGACUUCAGCUUUAAGGAGAAGGAGUGAGCAGACGGUGACAGUCGGCAGACGAGAAGUGACAAUGAGUUGAGAUUAGCUUCAACUCCACGAGCAGGAGGCCUUGGACCCAGAGUGGGCAGCGGAGAAGUGACGCUGAGGUUACAAUGUCUCCUGCUGUUUUGAUGGCGUCUACCUCCCUGAACGCGAACACUGUUUUCUACACCAGGUCCCGUAGCUUCAUCUGUAGCCAGACUGUUUCCACUGUGACAUGAAUGAAAAAUAUUUUUUAAGUUAAGUUCAUAAUAAUCCUGAAAUCAGUCAGAAACAGUUGUAAAUGUGCUCCACACUGCCAGUGUUACAGAGUUACACAGAAUAAAGUUUCUGCUGUUUA
Messenger RNA from Solea senegalensis (Senegalese sole), 2981 nucleotides. It is a transcript of the gene noctb, whose product is annotated as nocturnin b. The record is from RefSeq and is a predicted model, not a curated record. Gene Ontology annotation, biological process: circadian rhythm. Gene Ontology annotation, molecular function: poly(A)-specific ribonuclease activity. NCBI's taxonomy places the organism in Eukaryota, Metazoa, Chordata, Actinopteri, Pleuronectiformes, Soleidae. The transcript has 5 exons. The coding region runs from base 1463 to 2638 and encodes 391 amino acids.